GAGCCGCUGCCAGUAAUAGUGUGGGGUACAUAACGCUACAUAACCAUCCAGCUCAAUCGCGAGAAAGGCAAAUCGUCUUUUUCAAUCACAUCUUCCAUGACAAAUCGUCACACAAGCGUUUGUAUGGCAAUAUCGAGAAACGAAUGCUGAGUCAAACUCCUGUCUUGCUCAUCGUUGGUAUUGGACCGAAUAUUGGGCAGAGGGUCGCGGAAGCCUUUGCUGCCAAGGGAUACAGAAUUGCUCGCUCUCCCAUCCAGAAGUGCACCCCAAGGAGUGUCGUGGUUUAUAAUUCCAAGUGGCCGGAAUUUUGCCCCCAAGUGGUGGCUUCUAGCUUACGGCGUGCAAAAUGCUAUAAGAGUCCACAUGCAUUAUUGAUAGUCUGUCGAUACUAAACCACGUUUCCUUUAUCGCCUUCUGUACAUAAUCGUCCAUUGCUUUAUUUUUGUCUUCUUAGGUACCCUCGUACUCAGUCAAGAUCCGGAAACACAGAACAAGAGCCAGCGCCGUACGUGGCACACGGGCAAGCUGCUGUUGGUGGUGUGAAAAAAAGACAUUGUGGAAUGCAAGCGACUCUGACACACCCAGGCGAUGUAUUGAUGUGUGAAGAGCUCGGGAUUUUACUAGAGCGGGAUGAAGUGCAUUUG
Messenger RNA from Truncatella angustata, 644 nucleotides. RefSeq lists its product as uncharacterized. The coding region runs from base 144 to 392 and encodes 82 amino acids. The record is from RefSeq and is a predicted model, not a curated record. The transcript has 2 exons. NCBI's taxonomy places the organism in Eukaryota, Fungi, Ascomycota, Sordariomycetes, Amphisphaeriales, Sporocadaceae.